Molecule: messenger RNA, 2611 nt
Organism: Morone saxatilis (striped sea-bass)
Lineage: Eukaryota; Metazoa; Chordata; Actinopteri; Moronidae
Gene: rnf114
Product: ring finger protein 114
Exons: 6
Coding region: 62-757 (231 amino acids)
Biological process (GO): protein polyubiquitination; ubiquitin-dependent protein catabolic process
Molecular function (GO): ubiquitin protein ligase activity
Source: RefSeq, a predicted model, not a curated record
AGAGCCCGGUGACGUCGUCAGAGGGACGGCUGGUGGGGGACGGAGUCGGUGAAGAAAAGAAAUGGCGAUGCUCGGAGGGUUCAGCGCUGCACAGCUCAAGAAAAACGCCUCCGACGGGAGCAGCGACGUGUCAGAAUUCGUCUGUCCAGUCUGUCUCGAGAUUUUCGAGAGUCCCGUCAAAACACAAUGCGGACAUACGUUCUGUCAGAGCUGUUUGCAGGAGUGUUUGCGACCACAGAAGCCUGUUUGUGCUGUAUGUCGAGCCGGGCUGGGUCACUGGAAUAAAGCUGUUGAGCUUGAGGCCCUCAUCCAAUCAUCUGUGGCGUCUUGCAAGGGAUGUGGAAUUCAGGUUGGCCUUUCUCAGAUGAGAAGCCACACCGCUGCCUGUUCAAAAUACCAGGAGUACAUUGAAGAGGGAGUGAGGACCACUGCCCAAAGCCAGCCUGCCAUCACCAGGUUAAAUACAGGUCCAGUUCCAAAUCGGUUCACCUUCACCUGCCCAUACUGCAACUGCCAGAACCUUGAUCAGGACGGCCUGGUUGAACAUUGCACUUCCCAUCAUGCUCGAGAUGCACGCCAAGUGGUGUGCCCCAUCUGUGCCUCAAUGCCUUGGGGUGACCCUAACUACAGGAGUGCUGACUUUUUUCAGCACCUGAAGAUCAGACACACCUUCUCUUAUGAUACCUUUGUUGAUUACUCUACAGAUGAGCACACAAUGAUCCAGGAGGCUCUACAGCGCUCUCUUUUGGACAACUGAAGUGUGAACAAUCCACCUGAGGAGGAAUCCAGUGAUGUGAAGUCUUGAGAAGACAGAACAACACACUGUAUCAUCAUUCAUCUAUCAUGAGGAUGGUGGUACUCUAUUACUAUGGUAAUCAGUUUCACAGGGAAAUUGGUCUUGUUGCUAUGACUCUAUAGGUUUAUUAUUCAGAAAAUAAAUCACGCAAUAUGGUAAAAAAAAAAAAAAGCAUAUUGUACUGUCUGAUUUAGGAGUGAUUCUGUGUUUCUGGUGUGAUAAUCUCUUAUCCUCCCCCCCAGUUGAGUCUGUAGACUUGAUAGUUUGUUGAAUAUCUAUUAAACUAUGUUUGUUAAAGCAGUUUGUUUAUUGAUGACAUGGUGUCAUAUAGCCAAAAACUUCCAAAGUUGUAAUUAAAUUUCCCUGUCGUCAAUACUUGAUGUUAUAAGAGGGUUUGACCACUAGGUGGCUAACUAUUGCCAGCAAACGACAAACUUCACUCAGUGAAGUGGUCAAGUAAUGUUAACAAUAAUAUAUAAUAAUCUACUCAAGAGUGACUCUGCAUGUUUUCCCUCAAAAGAGGAGAGGGCGUUUUUUGUUUAUAUUUUUGAGUUUAUCAGCAGAUGGAAGCUCUGUCUUUUUUUAAUGCUGUUUCUGCGUGAAGUAUGUGUUUGUGUGUGAGAGAGUGUGUGUGUUCAUUCUGUUUUCAGAGAUCUACUGGAAAGAAUAAAUAAUAUGAGGGUCAAACAAAGCCAGAGAGGGCUGUUUGCUUUAUUGUAAUGUUUCUCCCUUAUGUCUUUGUGCCUGCUGGUAGAUCUUGUUUCUGACUUCCAAAACUCAUAGGGCUAAUAGUUCAUCGGGUGAAACAAAAGAUGCAAGUAGGAGACCAUCCGUGUGUUAUAAUCGGUCAGUUCUGUGAUUUCUUUUAUUUUUCAUUUUGAUGAGAAUUUAUUUGCAUGUUUAUGGCCAUAGGGGGGCAGUAGAGUUCCACCGCUCUCUGGCCAUUCAUGACAGCCACGGCCCUCACCAGCCUCCUGGCUCUGUUGCAAGACAUAAUCCAACACAGAUUUCAUUCUAUAAAUGUACUUUACUCAAUGUGUUGUUCUCCAGCUUCACUUUUUAACUGGGUUUUGUUCAAAUGCACAAAAAUGUCACUGAUCUUUUGAAACUGAGGUUUUAGAGGGGUUAUUUGUUAUAGUUUUAACAGAAUAACCACAAGUUCGCUCCAGACGGUGGAUGACAUGACUUUGAGAUUUUAAAUGUAACUUACUGUAGUGUGUUUUUUUCAUUCCCAGUGUCUUGGAUGCUUCAUCACAAAAAGAAACACUCCAGUUUGUUUAGCUGGUUUUCACAUUUCUUCACAUCACUGCCAACAGUUAUGAAAGAAAAAUCCACAAUUAUUAUUUGUAUGCCUACCAAACUGACAGCAUGUGGUUAACAAGAAAAUUCUGUUUGACUUUGCUUGAUUUUUGCUGGAUGUUUUCAUUUUAAUUCUUAAAAUGUGAAUUGUCUCUUUUUUUCACAUCGGUGUAGUUUUCCACUGACUUGUUAUUGUCACGAAUCAAAUAUAUACAGUGCGUAGUGCAAAUCUUCACACACCGUUGCAUUGCAUUUGUCUUCUACCAACAGGUAAAAUAAAACCAGAUCAAGUAGCUCUAGAGCAGAACCUUAAUGCCUUUUCACGUAGUCUUUGGUGCCACUUAGCCCUAGAUGUUCCUUUUUCUCCUCAGUAAAAUGUGUAAUAAUUUUGUAUAUGUAUCUCAUGUAUAAUGACCUUUUUUUCUUUCUCAAUAUCUCUCAUUCUCCUUUGUCAGCCCUGCUGUUAGUGGGUGCUAAAUCCUGAUAAAUUAAAGCUCUUUAAUUAUUUAAACCCUG